AUGUCAGACUCACCGCAGCAGACUCAGGACUUUCAGUCCAUCAACGCUGCAGUUGGGGCCUCCAUGGAAAAGGCCAUUUCAAAAAUACUGACGCACCUUCCUCCGGAAAACCCCACCCAACCUAUGGGGGUGACGGCCCAAGACACGGAGGAUGUUGUGGGCUCGAAGUCUCUAUCAAAGGCCUACCACCGCUACCCAAACGACACAAGAAGGGCUUAG
This is a messenger RNA of Pelobates cultripes (western spadefoot toad), 219 nucleotides long. NCBI's taxonomy places the organism in Eukaryota, Metazoa, Chordata, Amphibia, Anura, Pelobatidae. The record is from the annotation of a GenBank genome assembly.